Molecule: messenger RNA, 11203 nt
Organism: Drosophila kikkawai
Lineage: Eukaryota; Metazoa; Arthropoda; Insecta; Diptera; Drosophilidae
Gene: Cubn2
Product: Cubilin 2
Molecular function (GO): calcium ion binding
Source: RefSeq, a predicted model, not a curated record
UGGUCGUGUAGCUCCAACCGUUUUCGUCCCUUCCAAGGAACUCUGUGUUGUAAUAAUCUCUCAGGAUAUAUUAAAAAUUGAAAACCCAUCAUUUGUGCAAUCAAAAAUGAAUAAAAAUGGGAAAAUUUCUCCCUAAGUUACUAAUCUGUGCUGUGCUGGUUUUAUGCUUGCAAAUCCUCUCCGCCAAAGGAUCUCAGGAUGAUAACGAGGAGUAUCGCGCCCAUUUAGGCAAAGAAUCAAAUAAUAAUCUGUUUUUGAAAGCUGAAAAAGAUCAUAAUGUGACGCUGCGUCUGAUUGGUGAAGCAUCCACUGUGAUGAUCAACGAUGUGGAUAUGCUGACAUUGCUUCGACGACGCCAAAGGAUCAUAGCCGAUCGCCAGGCGGCGGCUCGAAGGGAGCCCCUCUCUGUGGACGUAGUCAAGGAUCAGUUCCGGGAUGUGAAGCGCAAGUUCACUAAGAUUGAACGACGGGUGUCCAAUGCGAGAAACAGGACGCAAAGGACUGGUCUUAACCAACGUCUACUACGCCGGCAGUUGCAGCGCGUGGAGCGGGUUUCGGGCAUCCUGCGGACUUUAGCAGCGAACCUAGCCAAGGACGAGUGCCAUUCGAGUCCAUGCCAGAACGGUGGAAUCUGCCACGAUGCCUACAAUGGAUUCCAGUGCGAGUGUACGGCGGCCUGGCAAGGUCCCACCUGUGAGGAAGACGUAAAUGAAUGCAUCACCCUGGCUGGCACGGAUUUAGCCGGCUGCCUGAACAAUGGCCAGUGCAUCAACACUCCCGGUGGCUAUCGUUGUGUAUGCCGCAAUGGCUUCUCAGGAGCCCAUUGCCGACUCCGUCAGAACUCUUGCUUGGGAAGUGGCUCUAAAGAACUCUGCGGAGAGCACGGCACUUGCAUACAGACAGGUAGCGCCGCUGGUUACGUGUGCGUCUGCGAUCAGGGCUGGACAUGGGCGGAUGCAAACAUGACCUCCCCAAGUGCCAGUCCCUGCACAAGGGAUGUGGAUGAGUGUGCUCCCAACGUGAAUCCCUGCCACGAUCUGUGCAUAAAUCUGCCGGGAAGCUAUCGCUGCGGUCCCUGUCCCAGUGGCUACACGGGCGAUGGACGCUUCUGUCGCGAUAUAGACGAGUGCGCUGGCGAGGAUAACGGCGGCUGUAGCCUGCAGCCUCGGGUGGCCUGCAUCAACACAGAGGGCUCCCAUCGCUGUGGUCGUUGUCCACCAGGCUGGAGGGGUGAUGGACGCAGCUGCACUGACGCUGAUUCCAACUCCUGUGACCAGGAGAAUAUAUGCUAUCCAAAGGCCAAGUGCGAGUUAAUUUCUGGGACAGUUGUAUGCACCUGCCCACUGGGCAGCUUUGGUCAUGGCUACGGCGCCGAUGGUUGCACCAAGGAUCCAAGCCGUGAACCCUGCGAUCAACAUUUGUGUUUGAACAAUGGAACCUGCGUGCAAAAUGGCAGGGGAACCACCUGCAUCUGCCAGCCAGGAUACACUGGAGCUCUGUGCAACUCAUCGGAUGUCUGUCACCCAAGUCCUUGCCUCAAUGGCGGCAGCUGCCGUUUGAUUCCAGGUAAUCUGUACCAGUGCCACUGUCCAGCUGGAUUCACCGGCACCCGCUGCUCCCAUACUCGGUUCUUCUGCGGAAGCACCAUCCGUGGACCAACAGGUCAGCUCCACUAUCCGCCAAACAAUGUCGAAACCGAAUACCAAGCGGACGAGCGCUGUCCCUUCAUCAUACGCACCACUCAUGGUCAUGUGCUCAACCUGACCUUCACCCAGUUCGAACUACAGGAGAGCGCUGACUGCUCUGCGGAUUUCCUGCAGAUUCACGACGGUUAUUCCCUGGCCUCGCGGUUGAUUGGCCGGUUUUGCGGAUCGAAAAUGCCUUUGGGCACCGGCCAGGUGAUCACCACUCAGGAGCAGGCGUUCUUUUGGUUUCGUUCCGACAACGAGACGCAGGGAAAAGGCUUUCAUGUGGCCUGGAACUCUCUGCCGUUCGCCUGCGGUGAGAUCCUUGGCAAUCUAACGCUUGGUCAGACUGGAAUUAUACGAUCUCCGGGUUAUCCUGGCCAGGCCCGAUCCGGACUUAAUUGUCGCUGGGAGCUGACUUCGCCCUACGGCACUCGUUUGCUCCUUCGCUUCUACGACAUCACACUGGGCAGUAGCGAAGCCGCGGCGUUAAACUGCAGCCAAGAUUCCGUGACCGUCUAUGACAUGGAUCGCCAGCUACUCCGAGCCUGCAAGUCCACCAAGCCGGAGCCGUUGUAUAGCAGCUCGAAUAACGUGCUAUUGGAGCUGCACACUGAUGACUUCCGCUCGGAUAGCUCCUUCCAGAUGCAUUACGAGGUGGUGGCGGGCCAGCCAGGCUGCGGGGGUCUCUACACAGAGCCACGCGGUCGUAUCAGUGCACACAUGAAUGCCGAGGUCUGCCUCUACCUUAUAGAGCAGCCAGAAUUCACCCAGGUGAAGCUGGUUCUAGAUCAGGUGAAUCUUUUGCGGUCGGAGAGUUGUCGGCUACACAAGAUCGAAAUCUAUGAUGGAGACUCCACGGAUGCGCCUCUAAUGCAAAGGAUUUGCGGCCAGCCAGAGGCCAGUGAGCUUGUGCCGCUAAUCUCGGCGAGAAAUAAGGUCCUGGUGCGCUAUGAAUAUGCACUGAGUGGUUUGGCAUUGAAAAAGGGUUUCGAGUUGAGUUAUAGUAGAGUGUGCACGGGUACUUUUAAUAGUCCCUCGGGCUACAUUACCACGCCCAACUACCCGCACUCCUAUCUCGGAGACAUGACCUGCACCUACAACAUCACUGUCAAUGACGGCGUAAUUCACCUGAACAUCACAGAUCUUUCCCUGGGCAGGUCCAAUGAUGAUAGGGAAACGAGCUACCUAGACGUAUACUUGGACCAAGAUGAGAAGCGGCAUAUUGUCAAGUCCACCGAUAAUCUUUUGCUGAUUUCCCACUACAACCGGGCCAGUCUGGUCUUCCACGGAUCGAGCAGUGGCCGAGGAAUGCGUUUGGAAUACAAAUCCAUGGCUAACGGCUGCAAUGGAUUCCUUAAUGUCCCAGGCAAACUUCACCUAAAAAAUGUACGGAAUUCCUUCUGCCAGUGGUUCAUUGAUCAGCCGGGAAGGAAACGAAUAAUCGUCAGAGAUUUGUUUAUCUCUGGCCAGAUUCAGAUAUAUGAUAACAGCACAAGUCCAGGAAUCUUACUAAAUAGUUAUUCAACGGGAUUUACUGAUGAGUUCGAUGGAGAUCUGUUGACUAUAAACUAUCUCAAGGACAGGCCCACGGGAAUGUUCUUGGUAAAAUUCGAAAUUGUUCAGACAGUUUGUGGAGGAACUUUCACAAACAAAUUCGGCUAUAUAAAGUCACCGAAUUGGCCCAAAUACUAUGGGGAAUCUGAGAACUGUGAGUGGAUCAUCCGAGCACCGCUAGGUCAACGUUUGGAAUUGGUGGUGAAGAACUUUACGCUGGAAGGUUCAUUCAGCGACGAUAACGACUGUCCAACCGACUGGCUGGAGAUAAGAAAUGGGGACUCUGGGUCAUCCCCCCUGAUUGGACGAUAUUGCGGUACACAGAUUCCCCCUCGCCUGCCCUCAUAUGGCAAUGUCAUGCACAUAAAAUUCCAUUCAGAUGACAGCAUAGAGCGACCUGGAUUCCUUCUCACCUGGCAGCAGAUCGGUGCCGGCUGUGGUGGCAAGCUUACCUCACAAAAUGGAGCCAUCCAUUCGCCCCAUUUGUUGGCCGGCAAUCGUGGUGUCCUGGCCUGCGACUGGCAGAUUGUAGUGGCAGAGGGUUCUCGGGUAAAGAUGCAACUGGAGAGUAAUGAUCGGCGCCUCUGCCUGGGACAGUUGACCAUAUUCGAUGGUCCCAAUACGGCCAGCAGACCCCUGGUGCUGCACUGCAAUGGAACCACGGCACAGCCGCUUCAAUCCUCUGGUAAUCGCGUCCUCAUCCGCUACGAUGUGAGCAGUGCCUAUCCUGAUGGCACCGAUUUUGUGCUUAACUACCAAACGGAUUGCCAAGGCAGACUGGAAAAGUGGCAGGGAGCCAUUGAGUCGCCCAACUUUCCGGAGAACUAUCCGCCUAGGUCCAACUGCGAAUGGGAUAUACGCGCCGGCGGACGUACGAAUCGUUUAAGACUUGUGUUCUCACACUUCUCCUUUGAACGUCCCCUAAGCAACUGUUUAUUCGACUACGUGACGGUGCAGGACAUGCAAGACGAUCAGGUUCUUAGCGAGCAGAAAUUGUGCACUGCCGAAGGCAUUGCUCCCAUUACAAGUGUGGGCAAUCGAUUGCUUCUUCGCUUCAAGAGCGACUCGUCGGACCAGGAGCAGGGCUUCCGGGCGGAGUACCAGCGCUUGGGUUGUGGGGAGCAUUUAUUUGGUCCUGGAGGAAGAUUUGAAUCUCCCAAGGCCCCGUUUAGUGUGGACAUGGACUGCGACUGGGUCAUCACUGUGGCAGUGGGCAUGCAAGUCCGGCUCCUGUUACAUGAACUCCACUUUGAGGCCUCCCAGGGGCAGUGUGGACUCGAGGAUGUACUAACUGUAUCUGCUCCCGCUGGUUUCAACUCUUCGGUGGAGCUAUAUCGUAGCUGUCGCGAGGAGAUGCAAACGCAAACCUUCACCUCGCCCGGCAACGAGCUGAGAUUACGUUUUGUUGGCAGCUCCUCAAGAGCAAGGAAGUACUUCAAAGCCUCCUAUGUCCAGGUACCGGCCAAUUGUGGUGGCUUUAUGACAAGCAGCAGCGGAGUUAUCACAUCUCCAGGGUAUCACAAUGUCCCGGACAGCAGCAACGUGGCUAACUUUUCCACAAACGUGGAGUGUGAUUGGAUUGUGCAGGUCUCUCAAAGCUAUGGCAUUCGACUCUGGUUCGAGCAGGUCAACCUCACGGAUUCGGUCAACUGCUCUGUCAGCUUUGUGGAGCUCACCAAGCUGGAGGCGGACAAUACGGAAAGGUUUUUGGAGCGGGCCUGCGGAGAUGGUCCUCCCCUGAUCCGUAUGCUUCACGGCCAGAAGCUGCGAGUGCGGUUCAAGGCCCAAGCUGGGUCCUGGGGUCGUUUUGCCAUGCACUACGAGCGUCAGUGCGGUGGACCAGUCCCCGCCGGCGAGGGUUACUUGCGCUCCAGACUGGACGAAGAGUGCAGCUGGCUGGUAACUGGGCCGCCGGGUAGCAAACUCAACCUGCAUAUCAGCCACCUGGAUUGCUCGAAGGAUUCAUUAGGCUCCGAGAAUUCCACAAACGGUGUUCAAAUACUCAAUGAUGAUGACCAGGUGCAGAUUGCCCAUAUGUGUCCCGAACAUCUGGCCAACUUCCUAGUGUCCGCCAGGAAUGUGCGCAUCCUGACCAAAGGUGUGAUCCUGGAGGCUCAAUAUAGUACUCUGGAGAACACUUGUGGUGGGAACAUCACCUCUCCCCGUGGCUUUUUGGCUUCUCCCAGCUACCCAAACAGCUAUCCGUCCAAUGUGGAGUGCGUGUGGAGCUUUGAGACGCGACCGGGAAAUGCCCUGGAAAUUAAUUUUGAGGCCAUGGAUAUUGUACAGUCGGAGCACUGCAAUGAAGACUAUCUGGAGCUACGCUCUGGUGUGCUGGGCCGACUUUUGGGUUUAUAUUGCAGCAAGGAAGUGCCAGACAAACCAUUGGUUUUCAUGUCGCAGCUGUGGAUCAAGUUCCGCAGCAAACCGGGCAACACGGCGGCGGGCUUUAAAUUGAGGUGGAACUACGUACACAACUUGGAAGUCACAAUGAAGUCCAAUGGAACCAUAGUGUCUCCGCCAAUUGUUAGAGGCGAUGAUCAGCCCUUCACCUGGCGGAUAUUCACAGAGCGCGAGAAAGUUGUGGUUGUUCAAUUUGAAGAAUACAUUUCGGGACUGGCGCUCUUUGAUGGCUACGAUGACAAUGCCUUGGCUGUUUCCAUCGAAAGCAGUCCCUGGACUUUCACUUCCAGCAGUAAUGUGGUUUACCUAAAGACUCUAAAUCCAGCUCUCAGUCCAUUCCGUUUGACUUGGCAGACCCUUGGUAUCAAUAUAGUAAAAGGCAACCAAUCCGUGACUACGAGUGAAUGCACAAAGGUGUAUACAAUGGCACCAGGCUCACGUGAGGUGGUGAAAACCGAGGGUUAUCCCUUCGGCUACUCACCCAAUCUAAAUUGUCAAUGGACCUUUAAGCCGAAGGAUCCUUCAAUGCAUAUUUCCACCCUUAUGUACCAGGCUGAUUUAGAGGACUUUCCGGAAUGCGCAGCCGACUAUGUGAGAAUACUAACUUCCCCUGACCUUAGCCACUGGACCGAAGAGCUAAAGAUUUGUAAGAAGGAUGAAGGGCAUCCUCGUAUCCAUGGUACACCAAAUCUCAGGAUAGAAUUCCGUAGCGAUGCCUCUCUUAACAAAACUGGCUUCCAUGGAGUACUCCACACAGAAUGUGGCUCGAAUAUGACGGGCAAAGUGGGCACCAUUCCCAUGCAGACCAGGUUCGUGGAUUGCGCCUGGCACAUUGAGGUGCGACCAGGCCGAAAGAUAGACAUAAGCAUCGAUUACGCCAAUCCAGCUGGUAAUACGGGGACAUGUCCAUAUUAUGGCCUCAUCUACGAUGGAUUCGAUGAUCAUGCUCCCUUGCUGGAACAUGGAAAGUUUUGUAAUUUUGUCGGCUUCCGGAAGCGAUCAUUCCGGACAAGUAGCUCGCAUGCCUACAUCAAAUACGUGGUCAGCAGUACUGCGAAUAGCCAGUCGGGCGACUCAUGGUCACUCACCUACCGGGAGUUCAGUGAUUGUGAUGGUGAGAUUAAGCUGACCCAGCAGGCUCCAUCGUUUGUGAUCACUUCGCCAGGUUAUCCGCAUCUGCCGCAUCCAUAUGCGGACUGCACAUGGUUGGUGAUGGCACCGCCGGGUGAAACUGUGGCCGCCAACUUCGAGGAUCCCUUUGAGCUGAGUCUGCGACACUGCGACAAGGAGAAUGUCGAAUUCUACGAUGGAUCCACCACAAUGGCCACUUUCCUCAAACGCACAUGCCGCAAGCUUCUGGGAACCUUAAGGAGUUCGGGUAACCUACUCUUGGUGCACUACACCUCGCAGCUGGGUGAACCUCACGGAGGCUUUAGACUAAACGUGUCUCUGAGCACUUGUGGUGGGCAGUUCAGUGGCAACUCUGAUUCCAUCAGUUCCGAGAAUUAUCCCACUCUGGGUGGCUAUCCCAAGCCAUCGCAGUGCGUAUACAGAAUUCAGCUGCCCAAGGACACAUACAUCCAGCUGAAUAUCACCGAUCUCCAUUUGCCUUUUGAUCCAAAUGGAACAUCAUCUAAAAGCACCAGCGAUCGUCUCGAAAUAAUUGACAUGUCGAAUAACGAAAGAGAGCUAAUGAUCCUGGACGGAAGUACAAUCACACCCAUGAUUGUCACCCUGAACACCAAUGAUGCAGCUAUCCGCUUUGUGGCCAUACAAAAUGUGAACAACUAUCGAGGCUUCAAGCUGGAGUACAAGCGUUCGGUGGGAACAUGCUCGCGGGAUGUGAACGGAGCCUCAGGAAACAUUGAGAUUUCGCCCAUGGCACCUUCCACCUGGCUGAGAUUCUGUCGCUGGAGCAUCAACGUGCCCAAGGGACAGCGCGUUAAGCUGGAACUCCUCAACUUGAUGGAUUUACGAGUUGUCAAUCGUACGGACACAGCUAGUAACCUAAGAGUACCCAGCCGUUUGACGACCAUGCCACACUUUUCCUUCUACAACGACGCCAGUUCCCUCUCCAAGAUAGCAGAGUUCCGGCUAGAGAACUACAAUGGCAGCGGCAUUAUCGAGUCCACGGACAACUUUAUGCUUGUGACUGUGCUGAGUAACCAAUUGGAUUUUAGUGCUACAGCCUUGAAGGCACGCUACAGUUCCAGUGAAUCCUCUAUUUGCCCGCCGAAUAUCGGAGACCAGGCCUCGGGAUCAUUGUCCAUUCAACCUUUAUCCCAGCUAAGCAGCUACUAUUGCAGCAUCCAUUUUAUCAGCACUCCUAGCACUACACUCUCCUUUAAGGUGUCAGAGUACUUAUACCAGUCCAUUGGCGGUCCAGCGGUUGUUUUUAGAGAUGACGUCCUGGGUGUUCCCUUAGCGCCUUUGUAUGCCAAUGUCACCAAUGCCUUUGUAUCCAUAGCCACCACGGCGGGACGUGUGACGCUCUUGAAGAGUAAAUUCGUCAAGUUGCAGCGUUUCCAGGCCACUUAUAGACGCCACAAUUGUGGCGGUAAUCUGGAUGCAUCCGAGGGGCUUGUGAUUCAGUCUCCUGAUCUAUUGUCCCUCAUUGAUGAUGAUUACGGGGAAGUGGAGUGCCUGUGGACGCUGAGAAAGAGCAAUGGUUAUACGCUAGAGGGGAAUGUAACCCUCACCGACAGCUGCAAUCGGGAGUACCUUGCGAUCUUCAACGGGAACAAGGAGAUAGCUCACCUUUGUCGGGGAAUGACCCUCAAUAGCACGCUCUUGGAGCGAAUAUUCACCAAGAUCAUCUACCAUGCAGAUCGACGAGUUCUGCAGCAAAGAACAUCCUUUACCCUGCAAGUACGGAGAUCUAUGUCCAGCGGUAAUGUGAUCCGCCUUGACCAGCGACCAUCGCCACCGGUUACCAUUCAGAGCGCAGAUUAUGUAAACAACAUGGAGCGGAUGUGGGAGUUUGCCACCACAGAGGGUCUGUCCCAAAUGAUGCAGUUCCAGGAUAGAUUCUUUAUUGAGACAUCUCCCAACUGCACGAACGAUCGCCUGACUGUGGAGCGCUACGACCGGGAGGCAGGCUCCUUUGUCGAGAUGAUCAGCCUAUGUGGUAGGCAGGUGCCAGGCGAAAUAUUAAUUCCCUCCUCCAAGAUGCGUGUCAUAUUUCGUACGAAUGCCAAUGUAACGGGUGACGGCUUUAGUUUCACCGUCGCCCCCAGCUGCGAUAUCACAGUGCAAGCUAAACACAAUCAGCAGACGAUCGCCAGUCCCACCUGGCCAGCCUCACGUGGUCAAAAGCUUAACUGCAGCUAUGUCUUCCUGUCGAGCAAUGACCACCAACUUGCAGUCAGUGUAAAGACCAUGGCGCGUCCAUGGCCCGAGCUUAUCUGCACCAAGUCCUAUUUCGAGGCUUUUAGGCGAGGCGGCUCACAGGAUCAGGAGGAGAGCUUGGGCAGGUUUUGUCCCGAAUUCGAGGUAAAUGGCCGUGGAUGGUUGCGCCUACGGUUUGUCUCCACGGCAAUGCGAUGGUUCCAGCUGCAAUACCAGCUUAUAGGAUGCGGUGGCAAUCACACUGAACCCUUCUCCCUGCGACCCCCGCAAGAUGCUGAAGAAGCUGGCAGAUAUGCCCACAACUUGAAGUGCACAUGGCGGGUAACGGCUCCACCUCAGCACGCCAUUGUGCUGGAGUUCAAGUACUUUGACUUGGAAAGAAGCCAAAUGUGCCACUUUGAUAGUUUAACAAUUUACCGUGGCUCAACGGCCAACAAAGAGCAAAUGCAGCGGCAGCUGUGCGGCAAUCAGACUGUGCCACCCACUAUAAUGGUGGACAGCAACGAGGCACUCAUUGUGCUCUCUACGGACAGUUCCAACAAUCACAAGGGCUUCCUGGCCAGCGUUCGCUUCACGCCAAACUGCAACGAGCAAGUGGCCUUGGACCAGUCUGUGCCUCGGAUGAAUCUGAUGCGCUCGUUUAGGGUUAAUGCCAGUGAAACCUUACUCUGCCACUUCCGAGCCAAUGUGCCGCCAAACCAACGGCUGUCCGUGGAGCUGCGCAAGCUGCAGCUAAACGAUAACUCCUGCCGCACCUGCAACUACCUGGAGAUACGCGACAGCAAGGUCGUGGAAAGUCAAAGCCUGGGCAAAUUCUAUGCCUUGGGUUCGAACCGGACCAAGGUCUUUAGCUCCUACUCGGACAUGCUCAUUCAGCUUAGCGCCACGUCAAUGGUGUCCAAGAAUCUCAGCUUUGAGCUAAUCCUGCAAAUGGAAGCCACGGUGUGUGGUGAAACGGAGUACGAUAUGCGAGUGAAUGAGAGCGUCUCUCUGAGCCUGAAGUACGAUAAUGCCACCAAGGGCUAUGAGGGCAAUAUUCAAUGCACUUGGACCAUCAGGGCCGAAGGGGAUGUUGAAAUUGAAUUAAAGUAUCUCAAUCUCCCAGAAGUAUCUCAAAGGACGGGAAAGUGCGAGGACUACUUGAGACUGGCUAAGAAAUCUCCAUUUUCCACGUCUUACUCCCAAGACUUUUGCGGUCACUACAAUCAAACUUAUAAAAUGAUUAAGGAAAUCCAAAGACGUGACAAGUUAGAGCUUACCUUCCACAGCUCAGCGUUCACCGAGUUAACAGGACUCGAAAUAGUUUUAAGACGCAAACCAACCUGCAAUCGAAACUACACGGACCUAAGCCGAAUCAUUGAGACCGACUCCUUGGCCAACUGUACAGAGUAUAUUCGAGUGCCAGAAGGUUACAGUAUAACCCUGCACAUCCUGACUGUUAUUUUCGAAAGCGAUGAUCGGAAAUACUUUAAAGUAACGGACCUUAAGACCAACAAGACUAUUUUUACCACCAGAAACACUCAAUGGGAAACUAUUGGAAGGAUUACGACCACCAACGAACUGCGCCUCGACAGUGUGGGUGUCGGCACCCUCAAGUUCUUUUACUUCUCCACCAGCAACAAGUUCCCCAGCGGCUGUGGUGGCGACCUGGCUGUGCACGGAUCAAUGGGGAGCCAUGUGGGGAAUCCCUCCUACGAAGGUCGCAAUAGUUCGCUUUGCUCUUGGACUGUGUCCGUGCCACCUGGCGGAAAUCUGCGUUUUAGCUUUUCAGUAUUCGACAUGGGCUCGGAGAACAAUUGCAAUCUGGACAAUAUACGAUUUUAUACUGUCAAUGCUGUUGAGGUGAAACCAGUUAAAACUCUAUGUGGUUCCAACAAGCCGGAUGACUUUACCAUAGCCUAUAAUAAUGUGAUUAUUGUUGCAAAGAAGUCGCCAAAUUUCGAUGGUUUGGGAUUCCAACUGGAUAUUAAUCUUAUCGAAGGUUGAUACUGGAUUUCCCUUAAAGAAAGAACUUUUUUUUAAGCACUUCAAAAAAUAAAUAAUAAAUGAUUAGGUGUUGUUUUCCUUUAUUUUGCAAAAAAAAAACCCUAAUAAACAGCAAUAAUACCUUCGUGAAAUCGAAAAAAUAUUAUUUUAUCAUUCUAUAUUUCCUGAAAAAAUGUUUUUGUGUUUAUUUUGCACUUAAUUAAAGUAUCUGCUGAGAAAACGUA